UAAUGGCUUUACUGCAUCAAGCGCACAGUUUUCUGUGUGUGGAUUAAAAACAUUAACAGUUGCUUAUGAUGAGUCAGUAAAGGGCCUGGUAGAUUUCCAGCCUGAUUAUGUCACGUGUGAUGUUUUGUACCAAAAUACACAUUCAUACAGUGGAACAAAAACCAGGUCCAAGAUGUGUCCGUUUGUUAUUUCCAGAUUUGGAUGAAAGAAAUCUUAAGCUCUCCUGGGCAGAUGUAGAACGCUUUGUCAAUCCAAGGGAAACAUUUCUUGCUUCGUUUUAGAAUAAUGUUGUAGACGGAAAAGAAGCUUAGAGCAGUGUAAUUAUAGUGUUAGUGUGUGUGUGGUUUUCUUUAAAGAAUAUCCUAGGAAAUUCCCCUAUAUACUUGUUACAUAAUAGACAUUUUCUAUUUUAAAGUUUAUGCAUUUAGUUUUAUUGCAAUUCUAAUAAUUUUAUGUGCAAUAUUCAGAUCCAUGCUCUCAUUUAUUGUGUCUUUUUUAACUUUUGCUCCACACUUUGUUUUAGAUUUACUGAAACAAAGCUAUUACACAAGUAACAGAUUAGUCACACUUUUAUUCCAGUGAAUAUCUCUCAAGUAAGGUUUAUUUUUGUAUGUUAAUUUCUGUAUAGACUACAGAAAGAUAUUGAACAUUAACACUCUUAUUAUCCAGGAAAAAAAAAAAAAAAAAAAAAGAGGACAUGUCUCAGUAGUGUUUUCACACUGGGGUAAGUUGUCACAAUGGAACCUGCCUUUAUUAUACACAUUUCAGCAAAAUUUAAAUAGUUAAUAAUCAAUUAUGAAGAAAAGCGAUGCUAAAUGUGAUGCACUAAUAUGUGACAAAUUGCCCCAACCUGCAAUUUAUGAACAAUACCCUUACCUGAAUAUGUACUGGUUUCAUUGUGUUAACUUGUUCCCCAAAAACUAAAAAUAUAUUGUCAUUUUAGUUUACAGGACAACAUUCACAAAAAUUAUUCUAAAAUAUGAAUGAAUCAAAAAUUCUAAACAUUAUUGUUAUAGUCUUUAUAGGACAACUUUUCUAUGUGACAACUAGCCCCACUCUCCUCAGUUGAAAAUACAAGUUAAUCAGUUCUGGUGUUGGGUAAGUUACUCAAAAAAAUAAAUUAAUUACAUUUUCAACAGUGUAAUUAGAUUAUGUACUAAUUACUCUCUCUAAAAAGAUAUUGGAUACUUAUUACUAAUUACUUUCUAAAUCUCAUAUCAACCUGACCAGUUGAUCAAUACAAGGAUAGACUGCAAAAACUGCACUUGUGAUUCUUUCAAAUAAACAAUUUGCAAUUGCAUAAAAUAUUCUUGAACUGACCAAAGUAUGUAAAGGGAGAAGAUUACAUUAAUAACAUUAAAUUUUGAUGUUAAAUCCACUAUUGUUUUAUAUAGAACUGUUCUAUACAGUAUUUAAUGCAGUUACAUCAGAAGUAACUGUAAUUUAAUUACAGAAAAGUUAGGAGUAAUCCCUUACGUUACUUUCCCAAGGUAAAAGUAAUUAAAUUACAAUAAUUAGAUUACUUAGUAAUUAAUUAGGCUACACCCAACACUGGUUCUGGAUGUAUCACAUUAUAAAAAAACAUAUUCUUGAAUUCAUUAGGUUACACAUAAACAAACACACUGUAAUAUUGAUUAUCACUGUAAAUAACUAUAUGCGUUGCUGUACGCUGAUUUGCGGCGUGUUCAGGCUGAUGAGUGGAAACAGAAAUCCACUGAAGCUCAAUAUGCAGCGUGACAUCACUCCGACAGCUGUGCUCGUUCAAUAGAUGGAGCAGUCGAGCUCUAUAAACGGGAAAAUCCGUGUCGGUGAGAAGCACAGCAGCUCAGGGACUCACCCAAGCCAAUGGAGAGCCUGUGCCCGCGGUUUGCAAAUCGUCAAUGUAGAGACUGGCAGUCCAUCAGUGCUGAGAGCCAACAGCUCGUGCCAUAUACAACACCUGCACGCGGCAAAUUCCCAUCAAAAGAUAAACAAAAACACCUCAGUUUCUUCUAGAAAGCGGGACAGAUCGCGGGAUAUACGUCGGAAAAGACAUUUUGCGAACAGCAUGAAGAAAAGCCAUUUGGUCAAAAGGGUGAGAAUUUCAUACAGGUCUUCAGGAUGCCAACCAGCCGUCGUCCCAACCAGACAAAGUAGGCUGGAUCCGCAGGUUCAGCGGCAAAGGAAUAUUCAGGGAAAUAUGGCGAAAUCGCUUUGUGAUGCUUAAAGGAGAUCAUCUGUACAUCUUUGAAAAAGAGAUGAAGAAUAAUGGGAAGACUCAUGAAGUGUUUGACCUGGCACAGUACGAGCGCUCGGAGGAACUGCGAAAGGCCAAGAGCCACAGCAAGAAGAACCACAGUAAAUUUACCCUGCUCCGCUGCCAACACCCUGGAAACAAGAGCCCCAAUCUUGUGUUUCUGGCCGUGAGUCCAGAGGAGAAGGAAUCUUGGAUCAAUGUUUUAAAUACAGCGAUUAUCAGAGCUAAGAAUCGCGUGCUGGAUGAGGUCACGAUUGAGGAGGAGAGUCUUCUGGCUCAUCCUACACGCGAUCGGGCCAAGAUCCCACUUGGGCGGCGUUUGCCUACGCGGGGUCAUCUCAUGGCUGUGGCCUCUGCCUCCUCUGAUGGAAUGCUGAUGCUGGACUUGGUGAAUGAGGAAGAUGCUGGUAUGCUCGGUGACGAUCAGGAUGAGUGGUUGAAGGACCAUCGGGUCAGCCUGGAUAAACUGGCUCCUGGCCGUCGGCGAGCUGGCACCGAUGCGUCCAGACCGCCGUCCUCCAUUACAGAGGCCAAGGUGAAAACCAGCAGCUUACCACGCAGGACAGAGUUCUCCUGGAGCCAUGAAAACCAGCCUCAGACACCUCAAAGUGAGAAGAAGUUAGCUCAGGGCCGUAACCGAUGUGCUUCCAUGGAUGACGCUCUGUCCCAAAGAGAGCGAAAACCAACUAGAAGGAAUGGGCACCAGGCGACGCUGGCCCAGAGUCCCACGGGCCACCUGCAGGAUCUGAUCACCCAGCGGCUGCAGAGGACUCAAGAGCUACUCACUGAGAUUCAAGAACAUGAACCCCAUCGGGGCAGGAUGGGAUCUUACCCCUACCUGAGAGGCAUUGACUCCCCCCGUCUCCGGCAUCUCAAGGGCUCUGACUCGCCACACUCCAAGGGCUCAAGCUCGCAUAGUUCGCCUCACAGCAAAGGCACAGACUCGCCCUCAGUGAGGGCGAAAGAUUCGCCUGGUUCCAAAGGGAAAGAAUCGCCACAUGUGAAAUCAAAAGACUCGCCCCGUUUCAAGUUGUCCAAAUCCCCUCAUUCCAAAAACUCACUUCGCUCAAAGAGCUUCGAUUCACCUGAUUCAAAAGAAUCAAGUUCACCUCAAAUGAAAUGCAUUGAUCUGACCCACAUCAAAGGUUCAGACUCGCCUCUGUCCACUGGCUCAAAUUCGCCCCAUAUGAAGUCGACAGACGGUGCUUUUUCUCGAAUCUCUUACUCGCCCCAUUUCAAAAGCAUGAAGGGUACUGAUUCUCCUCUCAGUGAGGCUUUGGACUGGGACAGCAGGAGGGCGGCAGCUGAACGGCUCUUACAAGAGGCCAUUUCCUCCUGGCGAGAAGCUAGAGAGGUUUUGGCUGAGGUAAAGGAGCUGCAAGCCAGACAGCAGCAGGCAGAGCACAGUAAAACUAGAACACCCACAACACCCUCAAAGAACCGCAAACAGAAAAGCACCUGACCAAAUCUUUAGUCAGUCAUAAUGUUUGAAUGCAAGGAAUGAGAACAAUAAUGUGGAACUUUCUAUUUUGCCCACAGCAAACCAGUGUUCUGUUUUAUCUCAGUCUAUUGUUUAUAUAUUAACUGUUGUUCCUCUGACACCUCAACCCUUUGUCUUUGCACUUUGAACUACUGUAUUUUUACUUGUGACUUCACUUUCAAGGCUGUAGUACUUCUGUUGGCAUUGGUAAUGUGUGAUGUUACUCAUGAUUAAAGUGGUUUAUGAUUCACUUUUUGCAAAAACAGCUCAGGUGAAAAAAAAAAAUGUUGGGAUUUGUGUGGAAAAGAGUGUUUCAGGUAAAAGUUAGCAGUGGGAACAUUAACGGUUUUUGGCAAGUCUAUCCUGCUCCCCAAUAUCAGGUGGGUUAAUCAUAAUUUGCAUUUCAAAAGAUAUUUGUAGAAUACCCCCCACCCCCUCCUAAAAUUACUAAAGAUGCACACAUUGUAAAAUAAAAUGCUUUUUUCUUGCUAUACCUUAGUUUUUAUUUGACACACUUUGAGUAUCUAAUAACUAACUAGUGCAGAGUUGUUGAUAGUAGUGGAUAACGAUACAGUUCACAAACUGUCGAUUCGAUAAUGUUCUUGAUUCGAUUCCGAUUCAUUUUGCUUACAUAUUCUUAGAUAUAGAAAUAAAUAAUAUAAGUAAAAUGAACAGGGCAGUAUUUCAGACCGAGUUAAAAGUCACUUCGUCUUUUUGAACUAUUUAUUGAGAGAACUGACUCACAAGAGUCAUUCGUUUUCGAUUCGGGAAUCGGGCUACAUUGGUAUGUUUCUGAUUCCCAAAAGAGCUCACUAGAGUCAUUUGUUCGUGAAUCGGUCCGGUCGCGUUGUAAGUUCGCGAUCGCGUGCAGUCCGCGAGAAGGAUAACUCGUAGAAAUAUGUUUCCCGCCAUUAUUUAGCGGUAUUCUACGAAGUCACAACUCAGGUAAAAUAUUACGUAUUUUUGAAUAUUAGUCUUUCAAACCAUUGAACUGCUUUUUUUUUGUUUUGUUGUUUUUUUGUAGUACGAACACAAAGAAUUUGGGUGAUUCAAACAUCAGUAGUGUUAUAACGCCACUUUGUCCAGUCUAAUUAGCAUUAACCAGAACUCAAUGUUUUGAUUUAACAAUAAUAAUAUGACAGAAUUAGAUUAAGUAUACAAAAUUAGUCAAAAGACUCAGAAUAACAAUGUAGCCUGCUAAAUUUGGGUUUGUCCUCUAGUGCACUGUUAUUGAUAAAUAUGUAAUUAGCCUAAAUUCAGUGCUACUUUAAUGAUUUGAUUAAUUGAGCAGACAUAGCUAUUAAACAACUGCACAAGGUAUACACACCAUUUGAAUCCCACGCAGUUUUGUCUUUUUGAACUAUUUAUUGAGAAAAUUGACUCAUAAGAGUCAUUGGUUUUUUAUUCGGGAAUCGGAGCCAGCUCAUAAGAGUCAUUUGUUCGCGAAUCGUCCCGUUCGCGUUGUAUGUUCGCAAUCGCGAAGGAGGAGUACUCAAUAGAAAUAUUUGUUUCCCGCCAUUAUUUAACGGCCUUCUACGAACUCGCAACUGAGGUAAAAUAUUAUGUAUUUCUGAAUAGUAUUCUUUCAAACCACUGAACUGCAUUUUUUGUGGUACGAACACAAAGAAUUGGAUUGAUUCAAAACAGUACUGUUGGAACGCCGUUUGUCCAGUCAAAUUAGUAUUAACCGAAACUAAAUGUUCCCUGUGUUUUGAUUUAACAAUAAUAAUAUGACAUAAUUAAAUUAUGAAUUAUACAAAAUUAGUCAAAAGACAGCACAAUAACACUAUUUUUCGUUUUACAAUCACACAAAUGUAUCCACAUGCCUCAGAAACAAGCUCUGUUGCUCGGAGAAUCUAGCUAGUUACUGCUCUUACACUUGAAUUGCAUCACUCUGAGAUUCAUUUUUCAUAAAGCAGGUUGACCCUCUCAUUUUAGAGGCCUGGUGUUGUUUUGAAUAAUUACAGUACUGAAUUUAAUGAAAGAAUACCUAUGAAUGGGAUACAUUGUGAUUUGAAGAAGCUGCUUAUUAACAUCUUUUGACUGUCUGGAGGAAUAGUAAUUAUGAGGUCAUAAUUACAGGCCUGAUCAUCAGUUACUGAUAUGAGCUGAAAUCAGGUGGGCGUGUGACCAGAGUCAACAAAUGCCCCUGUACUCUGUUUUGUGCCUUAAAAGAACUGCAUCUACGUUUAUUAUUGCAGCAGACAUGGCUCCACAUGAUUACAGUUUUUAUUAGGAAACACAAGUACCCAUUAGAUUAUGACUGUUCUGAAAGCCCAGAGUUUUAGCCAUAUUAGAUGACAAAAUGAGCAUAAAUCAUAGACCACUAAAUUAAUUAUGACUGUAAUCUAGGCCACAGCUAUCCAAAGCAGGCUUGAGUUCAGCAUGCCAGGCUUAACAUUCAAAGCUUAUUCACGUUGCUAAACGUACGGCUAAUUAAAUUUGGUUUAAGGCCAAGUGAGGUCUAGCAGAAAUCGUAGCGUACGUACAGCUUUUAACCUCACUGCACUACCACCCGCCCAUCUCACAUAUUCUUUAACAUUCCAUAACAGGAUUACCGUAACAGUGGCAGAUGAUUAUUCUGAUCAAGUGACAAAACUAAAAUAACUUUUUUAUUUUAAUAUAAUUUAAAUGUAAUAUGCAAAGCUGAAUUUUCAGCAGCCUUUGUGUCACAUGAUCCUUCAGAAAUCAUUCUAAUAAUGUGGUGAUUAUUAUAAUUAUAUUAAAUACAGCAAAUGCAUGCAGCACAUACUUUACAGUAGGGUAGCACAUCUGUUCAGUGAUGCAUCUAAUGCAUUCAGAUGCAUUCAGCCUAAGUAACAGCCUGUAUACACUAUACAUGUUAGUAUUCAUAGUGUACUCAUGUGAAACAUCGCUGACACACUUUAGGGUAUGACACAAAACUGAGUCAUUCUGUUGGCCCAGUUCCAAUCCAUGAUGAAUCCAGUUCUUUGUGUGGAGCUUCAAAAUCUUAUCAUCAGGAUCUGUGGCAUGGCGAAUGCAAAAAUGUUAUUAUACAGGGAAACUAAUGUUUAAAAUAACUCCCAGGUCUGCUCGUUGCAAAUAUUUCUGACAUGUAGUAUUCUUAACUUCAUGUUGCAAUAUUUUUCUUCUGUUUUCAUGCACUAUAUGAAUUGUAUCAUAUAAAGCAAUGCCUCACAACAAUUAACUGGCAAAUCUAAUCAAGAAGAACUACUUAAGAAACACAUUUUCUAAAUGCGUGUGCUGAACUGGUUCUGCUGCAUGACUAGAAUAAAUGAUUUAUAUCCCA
This is a messenger RNA of Ctenopharyngodon idella (grass carp), 6987 nucleotides long. RefSeq names its product pleckstrin homology domain containing, family O member 1a (gene plekho1a). Gene Ontology annotation, biological process: regulation of myoblast fusion. The transcript is spliced from 6 exons. The coding region runs from base 2199 to 3698 and encodes 499 amino acids. NCBI's taxonomy places the organism in Eukaryota, Metazoa, Chordata, Actinopteri, Cypriniformes, Xenocyprididae. The record is from RefSeq and is a predicted model, not a curated record. Gene Ontology annotation, cellular component: ruffle membrane; muscle cell projection membrane.